CUUUUCAUUCAAACGAGCGCGUUGCCUCCACGCUGAGGUCUCCCUUCCUCGUUCCCAAAUCUAUUCCAACUCUACAAAUUCUUGUAAACAGCUCUGUCCGCGGAAUUUUUUUUUGUUGAUUAGUUCAACUGUAGGAGUUUGCAGUUUUAAUUUUGAAAGAUGAGUCCUCCUAAAGGAAGAAAUGGUAGAAAGGAGGCGAAUGGAUCAUCACACAAGGACUUGACGACCAGAGAAAGAUCUAUGAAAGCGUCUGGCAGAGGUAAAAGGGUCAAGUCUACUGCAACUACUAAGCAGCAGCAAUCUCAGCCUGAACCUGAAAUUUUUCCAGAUCAUCGGAGCCUGGAAGAUUUAUGGCAAGCUGCAUUUCCAGUUGGCACAGAGUGGGAUCAGCUUGAUUCUGUUUAUAAGAUUAAUUGGGAUUUCUCAAAUUUGGAGAAAGCGUUUGAAGAAAAUGGAGAGCUUUAUGGAAAGAAGGUGUAUCUCUUUGGUUGCACAGAACCUCAGCUUGUUUUUUUUGAAGGUCGCAGCAAAAUUGUUUGUAUUCCAGUGGUUGUAGCGGUUACCUCCCCAUUUCCACCCUCUGAUAAAAUAGGAAUUAAGUCUGUUCAAAUGGAAGGGGAGACUGUGGUGCCAAUGAAACAGGUGAAAAUGGAUUGGGUUCCAUACAUACCCCUUGAAAACAGGCUUAGUCGAGUUGAAAGUUUGAAAUCUCAAAUUUUUACAAUGCAGUGCACUCAAAGAAGGGCUGCUUUGAAGCAACUGAAAGAAGAACAGAUUAAGAAAUAUGAAUAUUGCUUACCUUACUUUUAUCAGCCUUUUAAGGAGGAUGAAGUAGAACAAGACACAGUCGUUCAAAUUAUGUAUCCUAUGGAGCCACCGAUUGUGUGUGAGUUUGACUGGGAGUUUGAUGAGAUUGAGGAAUUUACUGAUAAUAUUGUUAAAGAAGAAGCACUGCAACCAGAGCACAAGGAAGAAUUUAUGAAAUUUGUGAAGGAGAGGGUAACUGAAUCAAAGAAGAAACAACGUCAGGCAAAGGAGGCACGGAAGAAAGCUAUUGAGGAAAUGAGUCCUGAGAGUAAAGCUGCUUUUGAGAGCAUGCGCUUUUAUAAAUUUUAUCCUGUCCAGACCCCUGGUACCCCAGAUAUUUCAAAUGUCAAGGUUCCAUUUAUUAAUAGAUAUUAUGGAAAAGCGCAUGCAGUCCUGUAACAUGAGAACUCCACUUUGUUUCCUUUUUCCAUCACUUAAGUGCCUUUAGGUUAAUAGUUUUGGAAUUCGGUCCCAGGGAAAUUUUUUACUGUACAGUAAGUACGGAAGUAGAAUUUCGGAAAUGGCCAAGAAGUUGUUUUCUUGCCUGUGACAGGAUAGUGACUUUGGCUGGUUAAAAGGAGGAUUAUAUUGUAGUAGAGAAAUGGUAAGGCAAACUAAUAUAGUUUUGCCAACCAUGCUCUGAUUUUGAGGUUCAGAGACAAAUUUAUUGUAGUAACCAUAGUAAUUCAAUUCAGUUGAGUUAAUUAUCAUACUA
Molecule: messenger RNA, 1522 nt
Organism: Cryptomeria japonica (Japanese cedar)
Lineage: Eukaryota; Viridiplantae; Streptophyta; Pinopsida; Cupressales; Cupressaceae
Product: protein HEAT INTOLERANT 4
Exons: 14
Coding region: 160-1206 (348 amino acids)
Biological process (GO): regulation of cellular response to heat
Source: RefSeq, a predicted model, not a curated record